Molecule: messenger RNA, 3064 nt
Organism: Cyprinodon tularosa
Lineage: Eukaryota; Metazoa; Chordata; Actinopteri; Cyprinodontiformes; Cyprinodontidae
Gene: tm9sf5
Product: transmembrane 9 superfamily member 2
Exons: 18
Coding region: 189-2201 (670 amino acids)
Biological process (GO): protein localization to membrane
Cellular component (GO): membrane
Source: RefSeq, a predicted model, not a curated record
ACAUCCGCAUAGCUUGACAGAGGGGGGACGUUGUCAGACUGGAUCGGUCUCUCCAUCCCGAACAAGAGAGAGGCAGCUUUUAGUUAACUCUAUAUACCUGGCGAACAGUAGGCCCUUUUAAACGAGGACAUACACUACUUUUUAAAUUACAGGACAUAGCAGUGCUGGGGAGCUGAACCGGCCUUAACAUGAAGACGCGACAGCUAGUUGGAUUGGUCUAUUUGCUAGCUGUAUAUUCCAGUUCAUGCUUGGCGUUUUAUCUUCCGGGUUUAGCUCCAGUGAGUUUUUGUCCAAAAGACGAAAACAAUCUCAAAGAUUGCCAGACGCAAAUCGAGUUGUUCGUCAAUCGUUUGGACUCGGUGGAGUCUGUUCUGCCUUAUGAGUAUGACGUGUUCGACUUCUGCAAGGAUGACCAUGAGAAGAGACCAUCUGAGAACCUGGGACAGGUGCUGUUUGGUGAGAGAAUUGAAUCUUCCCCUUACAAGUUUGGCUUUAAAGAAGAUCUAAAAUGCAACAAGGUGUGCACAAAGAGUUACAAGGCAGGCAACAAAGAUGAUGCAGCAAAGUUGGAAUUUCUCAAGAUGGGAAUGCAGCUGAACUAUCAGCAUCACUGGAUAAUUGACAACAUGCCGGUAACAUGGUGCUAUGAUGUUGAAGAUGGGCAAAAAUACUGCAACCCUGGCUUCCCCAUUGGCUGUCUCGUCACAGCAGAUGGUAGAGCAAAAGAUGCCUGUGUAAUUAAUUCUGAAUUCAACAAGAAAAACACAUAUUAUGUCUUCAACCAUGUGGAAAUAAAGAUCACUUACCAUAGUGGAGACAAAGAAGGAGGCUGGGAAGGAGCUCGCCUGGUUGGUGCCACCCUUGAACCCAAGAGCUUUAAACAAGCUGAUGAAAAAAACCUAAACUGUGAAUCAGGGAACCCGAUGGAAGUCCCAGUAGAGUUUAAAGAAGAUGUAUCAAUAGUUUACACCUACUCUGUAACAUUUGAGGAAAAUAAUCAAAUCAAAUGGGCUUCUCGAUGGGACUACAUCUUGGUCUCCAUGCCUCACACAAACAUCCAGUGGUUCAGUAUCAUGAAUUCCUUGGUCAUUGUGCUUUUCCUGUCUGGAAUGGUUGCCAUGAUAAUGCUGAGAACCCUGCACAAGGAUAUUGCCCGAUACAAUCAGGUGGAUCAGGGAGACUUGAUAAGGCUUACACCAUCCAAGGACAAAUCUUCUCUUCCUUAUGAGGAUGCACAGGAGGAGUCCGGAUGGAAGCAAGUGCAUGGAGAUGUCUUCCGUCCUCCCAGGAAAGGGAUGUUGCUCUCUGUGUUCCUUGGACAAGGCACCCAGAUCUUCAUCAUGACCUUCAUCACACUCUUCCUGGCCUGUCUUGGAUUCCUGUCUCCUGCCAACAGAGGGGCCCUGAUGACAUGCGCUGUGGUGCUCUGGGUACUGCUGGGCACACCUGCUGGCUAUGUGUCUGCACGUCUUUACAAAACUUUUGGAGGUGAAAAGUGGAAGACAAACGUCUUGCUGACAGCACUCCUAUGCCCAGGGAUUGUAUUUGCUGACUUUUUCCUGAUGAACCUGAUCCUGUGGGUGGAGGGUUCCUCUGCUGCAAUCCCAUUUGGUACUCUGGUGGCCAUUUUGGCCAUGUGGUUUGGAAUUUCUGUACCCCUCACUUUUGUCGGUGCCUACUUUGGAUUCAAGAAACCUGCGAUAGAACAACCAGUGAGGACAAAUCAAAUCCCCAGGCAAAUUCCUGAGCAGUCCUUCUUCACUAAACCUAUCCCUGGUAUUGUGAUGGGCGGGAUCCUUCCCUUUGGUUGCAUCUUCAUCCAACUGUUCUUCAUCCUCAACAGCAUUUGGUCUCAUCAGAUGUACUACAUGUUUGGGUUCCUGUUCCUGGUUUUCAUUAUUCUCCUGAUUACCUGCUCGGAGGCCACAAUUCUGCUGUGUUACUUCCACCUGUGUGCUGAGGACUAUCAUUGGUGGUGGCGUUCAUUCCUGACCAGCGGUUUCACAGCAGUCUAUCUCUUCAUCUAUGCUGUGCACUACUUCUUCUCAAAGCUGCAAAUAAUUGGCGCGGCCAGCACCAUCCUGUACUUUGGUUACACUAUGAUUAUGGUUCUCAUCUUCUUCCUCUUCACAGGAACAAUUGGCUUCUUCGCUUGCUUCUGGUUUGUAAAUAAGAUCUACAGUGUGGUGAAAGUGGACUAGAGGACUGAGCAAGGACUGAUACCUAGCUGCCACAGAGCUGGGCUCCUCAGUGAUGCCUGUGUAAUAAAGUUGUCUAAACGGACCUGAACUGAAACCGUCACACAUAAAAAAAAAAAGAUAAUACUUACAGAGUCCUUUUUGUGCUUUAAACCUCUUUUGCUUUUUUUUUUUUUUAUAAAUAUAUAUAUAUAUAAUAUUGUUUCACUGUCAACUUGUAGUACUCUGAAUGGCGCCUUGAAAAUCAACAAGGGUUCCAGUGAGCCAUUUGUUUUACUUUAAUUUUCUAAAGGAAGUCAGAUAUUUUAGUUGGUUUUUCUAUUCUUUCAUGGAUAAAUGCUCUCUUUUUUUUGUUUUGUUGCUUUUUUCAAUGCCUGUUCUGUAAUGAUUUGGAAAACAGAAUGUGUACAUAUGUUAUAUAAAGAGGGAGAGUGAGAAUACUUCUUAAAAGCGGUCACCACCGUUUUCUGCAUUUUCUUUUCUUUUUCUAGGUGUGAAUUGGGUUAAAAUUCAUUGAACAUCAAAUUGUAAUGUAGUCUAAACAUGUAAAACACUGACGCUGGUUUCACAAAUUUUGUUCUUAAUUUAAGAUUUUGUAGGGUAGAAGGGUGAAGCCUGUCAGUGGCUAAAGCCUGUAACAUAUUAAGGAUCUGUCCAUGUGUACGGCAGCAGAAAAGACUCAAACGUGAUUGCAAUGCAGACCAUGAGGAUACUUGUAUGCUUCCUAGAGAUUCAUCGCUUAAUGAUCUAAAGUGGUUUGUUACACUUACUUAAAUUAAACACCAUUGCUGUAUGCUUCAGGCCGUGGGAAGUGUUCAUCAGAGGUGAAAACUUUACAAAUAAAUGUAAUCAAAUCAAAGGGGAAA